AGUUCAAAGUUCUCAAUAAAAGAAGGUCAAGACAAGUUUAUACAUGUGUAUGCAUGUAAAGCAAAUACACAUUCAAAUACUAUUUUGUAUGCUCAUUUUGGCUAGCGUUGUUGUCAACUAAAAGCUUUCAGUCUGGCCGAGAUAAUCGCAUGGAGCGCAUGCACAUUGAGGUUUCUACCGGCAAUAAAAUGUUUUGAAUUAUUGGAAAAGAGAGAUUAAAAGACUUGUGUAUAAACAAAAGCGAGUUGUGUGCAAAAAAAGGCCAAGAUUUUGGGUGCAAUUUUUUUUAAUUGCAUUGACGCGAGACGCAGAAAUUUGAAAUAGAAUAAAAAAUAUUUGAAAAAGAGGAAUUUGGCCAAAAAAGCUUAAUUAAUCGACAACAGUGCAAAACAAUAAGUGUAAAAGCGAAUGGCUUGGAAUUAAAAAAUUGCGCAGCAAAUCACGAAACAAUUUUAUAAUUAUCUACAAUUAUGUCUCUAGUGCUUAUUGUGCUUUUAACUUGUCUCAUAUGUUAUUUUAUACACGUUAAAUGGAACAUUUUCGCUGUGGGCAGUCGCAUACCCGGACCAGUGGCCCUACCACUCGUCGGCAAUGUUCAAAUGAUAUGCAAAUUAAAACCAGAAUCUUUAUUUAAGAGCAUUGCCGACUAUCGUGCACAAUUUGGCAAAAGCUAUCGCUUGUGGCUUGGGCCCGAAUUGUGGAUUUUUCUGCAUAGCCCCGAGGAAACCCGUGAAGCUUUAAACGACUCGACGCUAACCAGGCCGGCGGCAUUCCAACAAUUAAGUGUACUUAUCGGCAAUGGGCUGCUGAUAAGUUAUGGCAAACAAUGGGAGACACAUCGACGCGCAUUAAACCCCGCUUUUCAUAUGAGUAUACUCAACUCAUUCACACAUGUAAUUGCACAGCACGGUGAGGAGCUCGUGGAAAAACUUGCCGCCACCGAAUGUAAAGCUAUAGAAAUAAGCGAUUACCUCUUCGCUUGCAUACUGGAUACGAUUAUAGAGACUUCAAUGGGUAAAGAGCUGAACUCGCUUCGGGAUCCCAACAACCGUUAUGCGCACGAUUUUCACAAAACUAGCGAACUGCUCUUUAAACGCAUGACCAAUCCACUUUUGGGAUGGGAUUUCAUUUUCAAACGCACAAAUAUGUAUCGUGAAAUGAGCGCGUCGCUUGCAGUUAUACAUCAGUUGAUGACAUCGGUGGUUGACGCACGAAUUGAAGCGCUUAAACAACAGCAGGCGUUACAAAUUGAGUUGCCGUCCAGCGACGCGUUGGUGGAAGGCAUACGCAAGCAGCGGCGUACAUUGUUGGAUACACUGUUAACCACACAAAUUGAUGGCGAGCAGUUGACGCGCAGCGAUAUUUGUGAUGAAGUAAAUACGUUUGUGUUUGCGGGUGUAGACACCACUACAGCAGCAAUGUGUUUUGUGCUCUAUAGCCUUGGUAAAUAUCCGUUGGAACAACAAAAAUUGUUAGUGGAAAUUAGGGAGGUAGUACAUGGUGAACUAACUACGGAAGCGGUAAAUAGCUUAACAUACCUGGACAUGUUCCUCAAGGAAGUUUUGCGCUUUUACACAGUUGUCCCGCUAACAGGCCGUCAGACCACGGAAGAAACUGUGAUUGGUGGCCGUCGCUAUUGCGCUGGCAUAACACUUUGGAUAAACCUCUACGGACUUGCACAUGACGAGCGAUAUUUUGAUGAACCGCACGAGUUUCGACCUUUGCGCUUUGCGCAAACACAAAGUGAGCGCUUGCCACCAUACGUUUAUAUACCAUUUUCGGGUGGCCCACACAUUUGCAUUGGCCGUAAAUAUGCGCUGCUGAUUAUGAAAAUUAUAACGGUACAAAUUUUGCGAAAGUUCGAGGUGAAAUUACGUGAUCCCGCUGAAAAGUUGGUGCUACAGGCACAAAUGGUUUUGAAGGCAUUGCAGGGUUUUAAUUUGAUAUUUCUUCCAAGAUUAGAAGCUGACACGAUGGCUGCUUGAAAAUUGCUUAAAUAAAUAUAUUCUGCCAUAGUUUAUUA
This is a messenger RNA of Ceratitis capitata (Mediterranean fruit fly), 2023 nucleotides long. RefSeq names its product probable cytochrome P450 311a1 (gene Cyp311a1). The record is from RefSeq and is a predicted model, not a curated record. The transcript has 6 exons. Gene Ontology annotation, molecular function: monooxygenase activity; heme binding; oxidoreductase activity, acting on paired donors, with incorporation or reduction of molecular oxygen. The coding region runs from base 471 to 1985 and encodes 504 amino acids. NCBI's taxonomy places the organism in Eukaryota, Metazoa, Arthropoda, Insecta, Diptera, Tephritidae.